AUGCAGGCCUUGCAGCUGGUGCAGCGCGGCAGGGCGUCCGCGCCGUCGCGAGGCACCGGGCGCGCCGCUUUCGUCGUGCGCCCCUCGGGGCCGCGAAACCCGAGCGCGGCCCGCCCUGUCGUGCGCGCAGCGGCCACGCCCGGAGCCCGAUGCGAGGCCAAGGCUAAGCUCCUCGCGGUGCUAGCAGACACCGAGCGUGGAUACAAGUGCCCGCCCGAGGUCCUGGACAGCGUCGAGGCAGCGGUGCAACGCCUCGAGAAGAUCAACCCGACGCCCAAGCCGCUGGAGAGCCCUCUCAUCAGCGGCAAGUGGAAGCUCGUCUUCACCACGUCCCAGUCCAUCCUCGGCGCGAACCGCCCGGAAAUCCUGCGCCCGAAAGGCCCGACGUAUCAGAUCAUCGACGGCGAACAGCUGCUAGCGCAGAACCUGGAAGGACCCCCCUUCUUUUCCGAAGUCAAGGCCGACCUGACCCCGCGCGACGACGCCGCCACGGUCGACGUGCAGUUCACGUGGUUCAAGAUCGCCGCUCUGAUUCCCAUCAAGGCGCCCGAGUCAGCCAAGGGGUUCCUGAAGACGACCUAUCUCGACGAGGAAAUGCGGAUCAGCCGUGGCGACAAGGGCAACCUCUUUGUGCUGCUCCAGGACGGGCCGAAGACGCGCGUGCGGCGCGGCCCGCUGCUGUGA
Messenger RNA from Pedinophyceae sp. YPF-701, 684 nucleotides. The record is from the annotation of a GenBank genome assembly. NCBI's taxonomy places the organism in Eukaryota, Viridiplantae, Chlorophyta, Pedinophyceae.